Molecule: messenger RNA, 684 nt
Organism: Pezoporus flaviventris
Lineage: Eukaryota; Metazoa; Chordata; Aves; Psittaciformes; Psittacidae
Exons: 5
Coding region: 1-684 (227 amino acids)
Cellular component (GO): cytoplasm
Source: RefSeq, a predicted model, not a curated record
AUGUGGGAAGCGCUGCUGUCCCAGCCCCUCAUCUUGGUGAAGGUCUUGAGGGAGCUGAGAAGGAACCUCCAGCACCUGCAGUUACGUAUCGGAAGCAGAUUCUGCAGAGUGAAGUUCUGUAUCCGGCUCUUGGCUCUCCUGGCCUGCAGCGAUGUGACACCAGAGGAAUUCGCUGGGGUGUACAACAGGGAGAAGUUCCCGUGGUGUCAAAAUGUGGUGCUGUUCUCGCUGACGCUCACAGGCCUCAUCACGUUGUCACAGUCACCUGACACGGCAAAGAAAAUACUGGUCCUGCUGCCAGAUUUGAUAUACAUGCUGCAGACAGCCCACAGUAAGAACAGAAAGAAGAUGCUGCUCAUUUUCAGAAAUGUGAUGGGUCAUUUGAAGAAGAAGGACAGCUCCACUGCUCUGCAGCUGGCCGAGAAUCUCCCGCAACUGUUUGAUGAUGUGUCCAGCCAGGUGCGAGAGCUCUCCAUCUGCCUAUUCAAAGAAGUAAUACAGAUGGCGGAUUGGAAGCACCAGCGGCAGAUGCGGAAGAACGUGCAGGGGAGCCUGGUCCCACUCGUGUUGCACAUGAGUGAUGAGACUGAGAGUGUGGCCAAGGUACAGAUUGCAAACCUGAGCAGUGGUGUGGGGAAGGGCAUGCUGAGCCCGCGGGGGCCUCUCACGAAACCUUCUGUGUAG